Messenger RNA from Marasmius oreades (fairy-ring Marasmius), 4182 nucleotides. RefSeq lists its product as uncharacterized. Gene Ontology annotation, molecular function: protein binding. Gene Ontology annotation, biological process: positive regulation of establishment of bipolar cell polarity regulating cell shape. The transcript is spliced from 7 exons. The coding region runs from base 1 to 4182 and encodes 1393 amino acids. NCBI's taxonomy places the organism in Eukaryota, Fungi, Basidiomycota, Agaricomycetes, Agaricales, Marasmiaceae. The record is from RefSeq and is a predicted model, not a curated record. Gene Ontology annotation, cellular component: plasma membrane of growing cell tip.
AUGUUCCUCUUUCUCCUUCUCGCCAGUGCUGUCAAUGCAGCUCUUCCCCAGGUCGACUUCAACCGUAUGGGGACUGUCGGCUUGGCUGGCUCUUUCGCCGGAUUCGACUUUUUCCAAAAUUCGUCGCUUUCUUUUGACAACUCGACCUCGACACUCUUCUCCAGAUCAUCAGAUGGUGCUUUGACUGCUAUCGGUACCACUAAUAAUGGUGGUCAUAUUUCUGCUGGAUGUGCCCUGGGCGAUGUUUUUUAUGUCGGGGGAUCAUUUUCGACUUUGGGCUCUACCGCUGCGUCCAAUGUCGCCUCAUAUCGCGCUUCGUCCUCGCAAUUUUUUGCUCUUGGCUCAAAUGGACCCAACGGAGAGGUGGAUGCUGUUUAUUGUGAUGCAAAAAAUGGCAAGAUUUGGGUUGGAGGGGAGUUCACAUCACCAGGUGCUUCGGUUGCUGUUUGGGAUACGAAAUCAGGGUCGUGGUCUCAACCACCAUUCGUUGGAGUCGCCGGUGCUGGGGGUCGCGUCCUUUCCAUCACAUCUAACUCGUCCCAAUCCAGUCUUUUUUUCGCUGGGUCGUUUGUUGCUUCGUUUCAGGGUAAUGGGACGAUCAGCGGAAACAAUAACCCAAACGUCCCGUUUUCCGCAGGAGCUACUCCAUUCUCUUCAUCACUAGUCCCAAUACCCCUAACGAACGCCCAGGUCGAAGGGUCGCCAUCCUCAACAGAUCGUCAGUUUAGUGAUGUGAAGCAAAUUCUAUGUCCUGCAGGAUCAGAUGGACCAGGCAAUACUUGGCUUGGAGCAGAUGGGAGCACAGCUGUACUGACUGCCAGAGCCUUUUCCUUCAUCACUGCAAACGGCAUCAGACUUGGAAACACAUUUUUACCUAACCACGGGACGUCAGAGUUCAGCGUGACCACUAUUCCGGAUAACACAGUUCAGACCCUCAAAUAUUUGGACCCUCUUACGGGCCAGAACGCAACAUGUUCCGACCCUUGCCCCCUUUCUUCCAAUCCAUCUAUACUCUACCAAGAUUUUCUAUUUCCGAAUACCCUUUCGAUAACAGGAGUUCAAAUCAAGUUAUCGAAGUUCACUGGCUCUGGCACUGGUUUGCACAUACUGCAACUUCUCUCCUCCGGUGCAUUCGCCUCUUCAGUUGCCGAUAAUAAUAGCCUUUCUUGCUUUGCCCCCAACCCCCCGAAUGCAACUUUUACUGGUAAUUGGCAGGCGAAGGAGGCAAAUACCAAAAUAUCAGGAACGGUGCAGACAGUGUUGGUAUCCUCUGUUGAUGUUGGCACAACUUCAGAGGAGGGCCCUUCUUUGACUUGGAUGCCUUACGUCUCGGCGUCCGGAGUUUAUGAGGUUUCUAUGAUGAUUCCAGGUUGCACCAACUUCCAAGAUUGCGGCCUUCGUACAUCGGUGACUGUCACUGUUUUUCCCGGCCCCGGCUUAGCUCCUGUUGUGACUAUCAUUGACCAGACCAACACUGAGGACGCAACCAAAGUCGUUUAUAGCGGUACUAUUGUCCCCAGUUCUCCCGAUUUUAGCACCACCAUCCUCAUGAAACUCGCUGACAAACCCACUGGCAGUGGACAGGACGGUAAAUAUGAGUUGGUAGCUGAUAGAAUUCUGCUAUCGCUCCUGUCCGCUAACAUCAGUGCCUCCGGGGGGAGUACUCCAUCUGCUCCGGGGAGUGCGUCAGGCUCUCGGAAUUCGUUUGGCUUCCUAGAAUGGCCUCUUUCUGCCUCCUCCGGCACCGAUGCGACAAAGGUUUUACCCAACACCAGCAUCACAGCCUUAGAUUCAUUGGGAACGGACCUGUUCGUUGCUUUGGAUGGUACCAACAUCAACUCUGGUGCCUCUGCAAUCACUAGCGUUGCGCAUGCCGCAUCCGGUUCUAUCUACAUCGGAGGAAACCUAACGCUAUCAUCUGGCGCAAAGAAUGUUGUCGCUUUUGCGAAUGGUGUACUCACACCAUUGGGUGACAAUGGGGUCAAUGGUCCAGUGGCUACUUUACUAUUAGUGGGGGACAUGCUUUACGUCGGUGGAAACUUCCGAGAUACCACCUCCGCUACCACAAACGGUCAGCUGAGAAAUAUUGGAGCAUAUAACACCCAAACCAAUAAAUGGACCUCACUUGGUGCAGGGCUGAACGGACCAGUCACAGGCUUGAAUUUCUUGGACGGACACUUGCAAGUUUCCGGCAGCUUCACAAAGAUAUUCACGUCUCCUUCCGGCGACUCAGGUAUGGAUGCACCUGGUCUCGCUGUAUGGGAUACCCGCUCUUCGAGCUGGGUCAACAGUGGUGGCUUUAUAGCUGGAAACCUUUCCAUGAUCACGAACGGCACCGAUUCGACACAGUAUUUGGCUGGUAACGUCGCUGCCUUCAGGAAGUUUGGUGCUAGCGGAUUGGUGAUGAUCAACAAUGCUGGUGGAGUUCCACAUGUUUCGCCCUUGGGCUCCCGGCUUGACACCACGGCCGAUAUUGGCGCAGUUCCGGCGAGGCGAAGGUCUAUCCCUUCCCUACACACGUCUUGGAUGUCUCAUGUGAUGUUCCCUCGUUCAUGGGCCAAGCGUCAAUCCGGUUCCCCUUCUCCACUUCCUGCCCCCCUUCCUACCCCUGCACCUUCUGUCUUGGCUGGCGCUUUCUGGCGAAAUAAUAGUGGUAAUACUGAAUUGGUCAUAAUCGGAGGCAAUUUCUCCUUCCUUCCCACUGGCGAGUUGUCCGGCGCGCAAAAAGCACAAGGGGUUGCGAUCUAUAAUCCUAAUACCGGAAGUCUGCAAGGCCUGCAAGGCAGCCAAAUCAACGGAACAGUCAGGACGUUGUUCGUACAGGGCAACCAACUGUACGUUGGUGGGGGUUUCAGCCUCACUGGUACCAAUGCUAAUGGUUUCGCUGUCUACAAUCUUGCUUCUCAGCAAUGGGACAACAGUGGAAUUCAGCCGCUUCAGCCAGCAUCUGGUUCUACUGUGGUUGUCAGGUCCAUUUCCAGCUCCCGGACGAAACCGAAUAAUGUUAUUGUUGCAGGCUCUUUCGCCCAGGCUGGUUCACUGUCAUGCACGGCGAUAUGCUCCCUUGAUACCGCUUCGAAGCAAUGGAACGGUCUGGGGGGCGGCAUCUCCGGGGAGGUCGCUAGCGUAUCCUAUGGAGGAAAUAACCAAGAUCUUGUGGUUGUCGCUGGAUCUAUUACACUUUCUGACAACAAGGCUGCAAAUGUGGUGCAGUAUAUCGUUUCUAACAACACCUGGUCUGCCUUGGGGUCCGGCUCGGAUCUUCCUGGACCUGUUACAGCUGUUGAGGUCAAUGGAGGUAACAUAGACAGCGUGUUCGCCGCUGGAAAGUCAAGCGACUCCUCCUUUCUGAUGUUCUAUAACGGUACCAGAUGGACACCCCUCGCUUCAACCCUUCAAAAAGACUCUGUCGUCUCCCAGCUUGCAAUGGUACCUCUGCAAACGGAUCACAGUGGUAACGCGAUAGUGGAAGGCAAUCGGAUGCUCAUGAUCUCGGGUUCUCUGGAUGAUUCAUCCUUUGGAAACGCGUCGUCCGCUCUUUUUGAUGGACAAAAUUUUAUUCCGUAUGCCGUCUCUACGACAUCCACCGGUGCUGCAGGAUUCAUAGCGACCAUGUUCCACUCGUUCCAAGACAUCGAUUUUAACAAGCGCCGUUUCCUGGCGACCGGUAUUGUUAUAUUGAUCUCCAUCGCCAUUUCUGCUGGCAUUGUUUUCCUUCUCGGUCUAAUCGGUAUUUUGUGGACGCUCUUCUCGAGACGCGACAAGGAUGACAAAUUGAACAAGUAUGACCCUCAGGAUGAUGACGAUGACUCUAUGCAUCAUCGACCUUCGUCAUUACUGGAGCAUGUUAAUGCCGCCACUCGUGGGACCAUCGUCGGCGCAAGUCCGUUGCCUGAGAAGGGUGACGUCUCUGAAACUCAUGGUCACGACCCGUAUGGCCCAGAUGCUAGCCAUUAUGCCCGCGCUGAGACACCCUCCGAUGCGAUGGGCGGAUUGGGUACGGAAGAGGCCAGUCGCCCAGCCCAUGCCAGAUAUUCCUUCGAUGGCGCCGGGGAGGGUGAACUGCCGCUUACUGCGGGAGCAGAAGUUGAGAUUCUGGACGACCGUGACCACGCAUGGUGGUAUGCGCGCGACCUCAAGACGGGGAGAGAAGGUGUCGUCCCGGCAGCGUAUUUGUAUUAG